Molecule: messenger RNA, 615 nt
Organism: Exophiala spinifera
Lineage: Eukaryota; Fungi; Ascomycota; Eurotiomycetes; Chaetothyriales; Herpotrichiellaceae
Exons: 1
Coding region: 1-615 (204 amino acids)
Source: RefSeq, a predicted model, not a curated record
AUGCAUCUCGUGUUCCUCUUGUUGACAAGCCUCUGCAGGAGCAUCGUCGCUCUCCCAGCUCUCGACACCGCUGCCUCCAGUCGAGACGUCGAGUCGAGUCUAGCUUGUCCUGAGACCCUACCACCACUCCCUGGCUUUGACUAUCCUCACCUGAUGAUCCCAAUCUCGUCAAGUCAUCCCGAUAAGGCCUAUCCGAAUACACUUACACCGAAUAUCAGCGCCAAUGAUAUGUCUGUCAUUUUCAAUUUUGAUGUUCCAGAGGAACGUUCGGGCCAGAUGUGCACAUGGCAAUUUCUGUUCCCUCAACAGAAUCAACUCAGCACCUCUUACUUCAAAUUGAUCGGGUUUGGCACGUUCCAUUUCUCGCUUUCAGCCCUCGGGAACGGGGCGAUUGCCGGUACCACCACGUUCAACCACCAACCGCUUCAAGCAAAUCCACACGGGUUUCCCUGUUCAGUGAGCAUGCAGCCGGGCAAUGCUUACACCGUCGGCUCGUCGCUGUGUGUACCAGGCUUGAUUAGCUUGACCAUGAGCAGCACUGACAGCCAUCUGGAGUGGUUUGAAGAUUUCAAUCCCUGUCCGAUAGGCCUGUACAUGACUUAUUCUCCAGCCUAG